UUUGAAAAACGGAUAAGAUGACGGCCGAGAACUGGAUGUAUGUAAUCGAGUUCAUUUAUGGUGAAAUUUCUGACGGUUUCGUGUACUUCGUAGAUCUGUUGAACGUCGAGGAGUAAAGACCUCGCCAAGUGCGUGUUAAUUGGAUUCGAACACAGACGAAUGUCAUGAUUAUCGUCCUUAGUGAAUGACUCCCAAAGCAUCAGGGCCUCGACUUGAUGAACUGAGUGGUCAUUGAAGGCGAAAGGAUCACAGAGGAGAGUGCAAAGACCGAAGUGAAGAAGAGAAAUUGCUGAAAAGGAAGCUUCGUAUUUAGUCAGCGGUCAUGCUGUUUGGGCCGAGACCUUCGCUGGGAUGGCUGGCCUACCUCAUGCUGGGGGGGUCGUGGCGCCGGUAUACCAUCAUGCUUGUCGCCUUCUGCCUGAUCAGCCUGUUUAUCGUGGACGAGGGUAAGAAGAUGGUCACGCUGCGUCAUCUGUCGCCAGCGCCAUUUCCACCACCCGUAACUUUCGUGCACUCUCCGGACAACCCUCUCAUCACGCCCUUGGACGCCUGUUCCGUCGAAGCAGCCUCCGCAGGGAUUGAGAAGGGCCAGAUGAAUCGCAGGGUCUACGUAUACUUGUGGAAGGAGACGAUAACCCCUGCCGAUGAAUGGGCCAACUGGAUGCUUCGGCUGCCCAUGAUUCAGGUCACUAAUAUGGAUUUGCCCAGUCUCGUCAGUGGACCACUCUCCGCCUCCCUGAAGAAAGCGGCCUUCAUGAGUACCUGGCAGAAGUGGUUGGCCGCUCGUCUCGGUAUCCUCUGGAAAUAUGGUGGUGUCUCCAUGUCUUUUGGAUCCAUCAUGACGAAGGCCCUACACGUGGAGUUCACGGGACCCCAUACUGGUAUUAUAGUGGAGGGAGAGAAUCAAUUGUUGGACCCUGUUUUGCUGGCUACGCCCCCGCAUCACCCUGCCAUCGCUGUUUUGGCUGCGUACCUUGUUAAUGACACCAGCAGUGCAAACAGGGACACUGAGGCCACUCUUGGACAACUCCUGACAAAAGCCUUUUUGAACGGUUGUGGAGUCGACAGGCUAACACGUCUGCCUAGUUCGAGUUGCCGCACGUUCAACUUCAUCGCCAGAAACAAAACGUUCUCGAUUGAGAAAGAUGCUGGACAUCCAGAAGAUGCUCUUCUCAUCAGGUAUCCCGAGGAACUUUACACCUUCAGAGAUGAUAAGCGCUUUCUGAGAUACUUCCAAGCCAACCAUCUCGAACGGUUCUGCCCAAUUACUGCUCGACACCUGGAAAUGAGGGUGGUGGCCGAGGGCAUUUGAGAAGGAUAGUCUUCACGGAUGUCGAAUUCGUAGCUCCGGAAAUUUACAAAUGAUUGAUGAACGAAAAACAAGUGCUUGUAUCGAGACGCAGAUCCAAUGAGGAUUUGAGAUAAUAGUAACAUGUCUGUAUUUCUUUGGGUACACUGUUCAUGUUUGAAUUUCUGAUACAACUUAGAUGGCUUAUUUUGGAAGAAACAUUAUUCGAAAUUAUUCAUACAUUCCUCAUAU
Messenger RNA from Macrobrachium nipponense, 1540 nucleotides. RefSeq lists its product as uncharacterized. NCBI's taxonomy places the organism in Eukaryota, Metazoa, Arthropoda, Malacostraca, Decapoda, Palaemonidae. The coding region runs from base 323 to 1312 and encodes 329 amino acids. The transcript has 6 exons. The record is from RefSeq and is a predicted model, not a curated record.